This is a messenger RNA of Pogoniulus pusillus (Red-fronted tinkerbird), 1606 nucleotides long. RefSeq names its product solute carrier family 2, facilitated glucose transporter member 11-like. The coding region runs from base 1 to 1500 and encodes 499 amino acids. NCBI's taxonomy places the organism in Eukaryota, Metazoa, Chordata, Aves, Piciformes, Lybiidae. Gene Ontology annotation, cellular component: plasma membrane. Gene Ontology annotation, biological process: monosaccharide transmembrane transport. Gene Ontology annotation, molecular function: hexose transmembrane transporter activity. The transcript is spliced from 12 exons. The record is from RefSeq and is a predicted model, not a curated record.
AUGGCUGGUUUCCUCUCAGACCUGGUUCAGUACCAGAAGCUAUUGCUAAUGAUCGUGGUGCUAGGAAUUGGCGGGACCCACGUAGCUGGUUUUCAGAUGUCUGUGAUCAAUUAUGCUUCUCCGCACAUUCAGAAGUUCAUCAACGAAACGUGGCUGGAGCGCUACGGCUCUGCACUGCACCAGAAGACGCUGACCUUACUGUGGUCCCUCGUCGUGUCUGUGUACUGCGUGGGGGGGAUGCUGGGCUGCCUGUGUAGUGGCUACCUGACUGCAAAAUAUGGCAAGAAGAAAUGUCUGCUGAUCAACGAUGCAGUCCUGAUAGUAGCCACACUGCACAUGGGCUUCAGCAGGAGAGCCAGGGCUUUGGAGAUGAUCCUCACCGGGCGCUUCCUCGAGGGCUUCAGUGCUGGAAUAAAUAUGAAUGCCCAUGUUCAGUACGCUGGAGAGAUCUCACCUAAGAAGCUGCGUGGGUUUGUGAACGUGACCUCCUCUGUGUUCCUUGCACUUGGAAAAGCUGUAGCAAGAGUUCUUGGCUUAAGGGAGCUUUUAGGAACUGAAGACACGUGGCACGUGCUGCUGUCCUUCUCUGGAGUGAUGGCAUCAAUCCAACUGCUCUUUCUGCCAUUCUUCCCUGAGUCCCCUCCCUAUCUCUUGCUGCAAAGAGGAGACAAGGCUGCCUGCUUGAAAGCCAUGAAGCAGCUCUGGGGAGAAGGGAAUUACCAGGAAGAAUUUGAUGAUUUGAUGAAGGAAAAGACUACAACAAAAGGCACCAAAAUAAUGAAUGUCCUCGAGGUGCUGAGAGAACCAUCUGUGUAUCCACAGCUGAGCACCAUGCUCCUGCUUUUGCUGAGUCUGCAGCUCUGUGGCUUGAGUGCAAUCACUUUUUACACCUCAGACAUUUUCAAGACAGCCAACCUGCAGGAAAACAUAAUCCCAUAUGUUUCUCUAGGAGUUGCAGUCUCUGAGGUCACCUCUGCCAUCUUCUGCAGCUCCAUCAUUGACCGUUUUGGACGCCGGAUACUUCUGUGGGGUGGUUACUCACUGAUGGCUCUGAUCCUGGUGCUGCUUGAAGCAAGCCUUCUACUGAGUGAUCAGUUCCCCUGGUUGCACUACUGCAGUGUCAUCCUCAUCUUUUUAUUCAUCAUCACCUAUGGAAUAGGACCAUCUGGAGCUGUUGUCUCUGUCAUGAAUGAAAUCUUCACCCUCUCAACGAGGUCCUCUGCUUUUGUCAUUGGUGGAAUCGUCAUCUGGCUGGGCCUCACUUUCACUGGGAUGGUUUUCCCCUUUGCUGUUAUGCUUCUUGGUCCUUUUUGCUUCCUCAUCUUCAUUGCUGUACUGAUAGUUUCAGCGAUUGUCAUCUAUCUGUUCCUCCCAGAAACAAAAGGAAAAUCAACCUCUGAAAUCACAGAAGAGUUCAACAGACGCCAGUUUCAGAAGAAGCAUCCUCAGGCUGUGGAGGAGAAUGCUGCUGAAGAAAAGACUUUCUGCACCAAGCUCUGACAGGCCACCAUAGGCAGCUUCCAGUGCCAACAAGCCCUGUCUCAAAACUUAACUGAAAGCUAAACCUUAGCAUGGACCUUUCUCAAUAAAAAUGUGAUCCCCAAAG